UCGACAGAAGGACUUGCGGCGGGCCCGCUUCGGCCGCUUUGCUGGCCUGGUCUGCUUCUUCGUGUGACUGUGCGCUCAGUCCGGCACCAUGGGGAAGCGGGACAAUCGGGUGGCCUAUAUGAACCCAAUAGCAAUGGCCAGAUCAAGGGGUCCAAUCCAGUCUUCAGGGCCAACGAUCCAAGAUUAUCUGAAUCGACCAAGGCCUACCUGGGAAGAAGUGAAAGAACAACUAGAAAAGAAGAAGAAAGGCUCCAAGGCAUUGGCUGAAUUUGAAGAAAAAAUGAAUGAGAACUGGAAGAAAGAACUAGAAAAACACAGGGAGAAAUUAUUAAGCGGAAGUGAGAGCUCAUCCAAAAAAAGACAGUAUUCAUCUUCUUCAUCAAGCUCUGAUUCUUCCAGCAGUUCUUCUGAUUCUGAAGAUGAGGAUAAGAAACAGGGAAAAAGGAAAAAGAAAAAGAAGAACCGUUCACAUAAAUCUUCUGAAAGCUCCAUGUCAGAACCUGAAUCAGACGAUAAGGAUAGUUUAAAAAAGAAAAAGAAGUCAAAGGAUGCAACUGAGAAAGAAAAGGACAUUAAAGGACUCAGCAAAAAAAGAAAGAUGUAUCCUGAAGAUAAACCUUUAUCACCUGAGUCCUUAUCAGAAUCAGAUUAUAUUGAGGAGGUACGAGCAAAAAAGAAGAAAAGCAGUGAAGAACGAGAAAAAGCAACAGCAAGUAUCACUUAUGUUUUUAUAGACAACAGUGUAGCUGUUUUCGUUUAAUGUGAAAUGAGUCAUGGUAAAGCAUAAUUGCAUUUACUGGGACCAAAUAAGUAUUUAUUGGGAAUGGGGUAGUGUUGAGCAGCUUCACUUAAUGGGUUGGAGAAAGUUAAAUAGGCUCAGGAACAAGAAAGAAUCAGUAUCCUGGUAGCAAACAUCUCCUGUUUCCAGUUCCGUAUUUUACUGUUAGAAAUGUAAGCUCAGACUUCUUUUGACUUUCUUAAACUGUAAUAUAAAAUAUGAGCUUAAAGUAUGGUGAUUCCUUUCAUCUUCAAUAGUAGUUACUUCCAGAUCAACCAAACCCGGUGAUAACAGAAAAAGCCUCUCUAAGCACAAGCUGCAAUGAAUAAUAAGCAGGAAUGUGGCAACAUAAAUGAUUCAUUAAUAAAGAUGAUUCUUUUGAUCAUUGCAAAGCCAGCUCUGCUAUUAUGCAGAUUGAGAAGUAGGAAAGGAGAGAGAAGGAAGAGGAGAACAGGAAAGUGGAGGUGAUAUCCAGGUGAGAAGCAGACCAACCUAGAGCACGUGGAUAGCAGAUUAUCAAACAGUAAUGUGGAUCUCAUCAGCAAAGUAACUUAGGAGCACUCAGUAUGAAUGUGGGCUAUGGCCUUUAAAGGCAUUUUCUCAGGGAGAGGUAAUAGAUAAAUGAGAACGGCAUCAUUUGUAGGCUUGAGGGUAAAUACCCCUUCCCAGAAUUUCCCUAGCUCUUAAAGUAAGGGUGCUUCUCUGAUAAGACAGUUCACCUGGUAAUGUAUGAUUCAGAAUUAACAUUUUAUAUGCUUCAAGGUGACAUUUGAGAGACUUUUUUUCUGAAUGGGAAAAUAAUUUGGGUAAAGACUGCUUUGAUCCUUGGUUCAGAUUUAUUAAUUAAGACAUAAAAUUAAUUUUGGGUAAUUCUAAUUUGUAUUUGCCUACUUCACUGUUUCAUGCAUUCAGCUAGCAUGUAUUUAUUAAGCAUCUCUAUGCAGGCACUGUUCUAGAUCUUGGUAAAACUGUUAUAAUGGAUACAGGAUAAGAGGGUGAUAUGUGAGAGAGUGACUUUGGGGAAGGAAAGCCUCUCUGAGGAAGUUGUGGAAAGUUCUAACAGAUAAGGAAAUGCACAGGAAACUUUGUUUUUGCUACCCUUAUAUGUCUCUUCUCUUUUCUUGGUCUUUAUUUUCUUCCGAAUAUCAGCUACUAGUCUAUCAUUUGAUACCACCUUUCCAAGUAUCUGUUUCUAAAAGUUCUACCUUCUCUUCUACAUCAGCAACAGCCAUGAGAGUCAGAGUUCAGCAAAAUUCUUGCUCCCUUUAUCCAGUAACAAUUUGACUACUUUUACUAGGCUUCAAUGGCAUUUUCUUCUAAAAAUCAAACAUCUGUUUUACUAAGCUAAAUAGACUUUUCAACCUUACAUCAAUAUUUUGUACCAGUUAGUUGUUGUUAAUUUCAUAAUUAAAGCAGUGCUACCAGUCUAAGCAGUACAUAAUAUCUGUGAUCCUCUUUACUUAAAAAUAGCAGCUAUAAUAUAUCUGUUCUCUGAAAACUUGCAUUUUACAAAAACAAUUGUGUUUUGCUCUGGUUUGAGGAUUCCUUUGCAGUAACUACAAUUACUUCAACUUUAGAAAUU
This is a messenger RNA of Ceratotherium simum simum (southern white rhinoceros), 2360 nucleotides long. The record is from RefSeq and is a predicted model, not a curated record. Lineage: Eukaryota; Metazoa; Chordata; Mammalia; Perissodactyla; Rhinocerotidae.